Molecule: messenger RNA, 597 nt
Organism: Thermothielavioides terrestris NRRL 8126
Lineage: Eukaryota; Fungi; Ascomycota; Sordariomycetes; Sordariales; Chaetomiaceae
Exons: 1
Coding region: 1-597 (198 amino acids)
Source: RefSeq, a predicted model, not a curated record
AUGGGCGUCAUCUCGAGAGGGGCCCAGGUGGCCCUGCGCAUCUUCCAGCUGAUCGGCUCCGUCAUCGUUUUGGGCAUCCUCGGCCACUUCCUCCAUGAGCUGUCCAAGGGCGGGGCCGCACGCGACGGCCGGGCCAUCUAUGGCGUCGUUGUCGCCUCCAUCAGCACGCUCUUCGUGCUCGUGUUCAUGGCUCCGUUCAUGUACUCGUUCCACGCGUUCCCGGGCGACUUUGCUCUCUUCGUCAUGUGGCUGAUUCUGUUUUGCCUGCUCAUCACGGUACGUUGUGUUCGCCAGCCAGCGAAGGGUCAACAGUUAGGUACCCGAACUGACAGGUUUCCUUCCCCAGCGCACUGGCGUGCACACAUGUGGUUCCCCCUGGUUCUACAACUACUGGGGAUACUACUGGGGCGGGUGGUGGAGGGGUCCGUUCUUCCCGGUCUUCGAGAACUCCGGAUGCGGCAGCUGGCGGACCGCGCUCGCAUUUUCAUUCAUGGUGAUGUUUGCGUUCCUCGUCACCACCAUCCUGGUAUGUCGACCGUCAGGGUACCGGUAGCGAUGAGGAACAGUCGACUGACCCGGGGUUGUCGGGUUGUCUAG